Molecule: messenger RNA, 1437 nt
Organism: Aphis gossypii (cotton aphid)
Lineage: Eukaryota; Metazoa; Arthropoda; Insecta; Hemiptera; Aphididae
Product: venom protease-like
Exons: 8
Coding region: 232-1155 (307 amino acids)
Biological process (GO): proteolysis
Molecular function (GO): serine-type endopeptidase activity
Source: RefSeq, a predicted model, not a curated record
UCGUACCAAAAGGUGUAGCCGCAGUUAAACUUGCUGGUAGUUCGUUACUUUUAGUAAUAAUAAUUAAGUAUAGUUAUUAAUAUAGUUUGUAUUUGGCUCGGAUUGCUAAGACAGUGCUUAUCUGCUGGCAACAAUUUUUUACAACAGUUAGUACUAAAACAGAAAUACGUUCAUCAUCAAGACCGUGCACGGAAGAAAAUAAAUAAAUUAGUAUUGAGUUCAAUUAUCAACAUGGGAAAAGAACAAUAUUUUAUAAUCACAACCCUUAUAGUCGGAAUUGUAACUGCACUUCCUAAAGACCAUAUUGUGUUUAUGGAUAAAUCUAACAUACCGAGCAAGACAUUUGUUGAAGAAUCAAGUUUUGCAUCUAAAUUGCCAUCACAAGCUACGUGUGGUAAAAGAAAGGCACCAAGCUUUCGAAUAAUGGGAGGAAGUGACUCUGAAUUAGGUGCUUGGCCUUGGAUGGUAGCUCUCGGAUACAAAGAUGUAAAUAAUAUCAAUAGUUCUAUCGAAUGGCUAUGUAGUGGUACAUUAAUUUCUAACACACAUGUCUUAACUGGCUCUACGUGCUUCAAGAACCCUGAGAGUAUGAAAUUGACAGUUGCACGCUUAGGGGAAUUGAAUUUGGAUCCCACAAUUGAUGAUGGGGCAACCCCAUUAGAUGUUCCAAUCGAACGUGUUAUACAACAUGAAGAAUAUAACACACCACGUUUUGCCAACGACAUUGGAUUAAUAGUAUUGAAAAAUAAAGUUAAUUUUAACACAUUUAUCCAACCAAUAUGUUUGCCACUAUCGCCAGAUAUGAAAAAUAUCGAUAUGGGAGAUAGCUUGCCGUUCGUUGCCGGAUGGGGAACUACUGAAUCGAGUGGCCCAAGGUCUUCAUCUUUAAAAGAGAUUCAAAUCCCAAUUACAAACAUGACGGAGUGUAAAAAGUUAUAUGAAAGCCUAAAGUUUUCAAUCGAUGACAGAGUAAUAUGCGCUGGAGAAAAAGGAAAAGACACAUGUCAGGGUGAUUCCGGAGGUCCAUUAAUGUGGUUGAAAGAAAAACAAUUUUAUUUGAUGGGUAUUGUUUCUUUUGGUAAAAAAUGUGGAGUUUCCCCGGCCGUGUAUACCAAUGUGGCUUCAUACACUGAUUGGAUUUUAAAGAAUAUAUAAAUUUUAAUGUGAACAAUUCAUACGCUGUAAAAUUUUCCAAAUAUUAUAUUAGUGUACUAACUGUAGAGGUAUAUACAUAUAUAACUAAAUGAUUUAUUCACUUAAUUAAUUCAUAUAAAUUAAUUGUGCAAUACUUUUCUCGAAUGUUAUUCUUAUCUCAUUACUGUUAUUAAACUAUAAUAUAAUAUUUUUUCAGAGAACAACAUUUUUAAAUAUAUUAUUGAUAUUUGAUUGAUUGAGGUAUAUUUUAUGAUUAAUGAAUAUAUUCAUAUUUUGUUUCUA